This is a messenger RNA of Acanthopagrus latus (yellowfin seabream), 2415 nucleotides long. RefSeq lists its product as uncharacterized. The record is from RefSeq and is a predicted model, not a curated record. Gene Ontology annotation, molecular function: sequence-specific DNA binding. The transcript is spliced from 3 exons. Bases 1177 to 1788 code for a protein of 203 amino acids. Lineage: Eukaryota; Metazoa; Chordata; Actinopteri; Spariformes; Sparidae.
UGUUAACCUUGAGAAUUUGGAAUAAAAUACUCAUUAUAUAACACUUGAUUCUAUGCUCUUAUGUUUACCAUUCACAGAUGUGGACUGGGUUGUCGGCUCCAGCUGCAUUAUCAUUGCCUAUACUGCAGUUUAACAUUGAUAUGCAAACCAGAUUUUAUUAAGCAUCUUGUUUGUGCAAGAAGCAGAACAGUGCCAACCGUCCAGCUCGGGCGACCGCGCCCCUGGCUUCAGCAUCUUCCACCACCACCCUGGCACCAACAUCCUCCAAUACACCUACACAAUCCUUCACUGCACCAGCCACCCCAAGUGGACAAAUGAAAAGGGUCGGUGUGAAGCCACUGCUCCAAAAAAAAUGUCCCAUAUGUCAGGUCAUGAUGUACAAAAGAGGGUUAGGGUUAGGGUUAGGUCUGUUGCUAAUUUUACAAAAGACACACUGAAAGAAAGCACACCAGCAAACAUAAAGACAUAACCACUACUUCCCUCCUCGACAGUGAAUGCAUCAAUCCGGGAAUUGGGAUCUUUACUGUGCACAAGUCAUUUCUUGGACCCAAUAAUCCUCUUCUUAUUCAAAAUAAGGUAUGGGGGGAAUCAACAUUAUUUUGGCAUUUGGGUGGAAUGAACCUGCAACAUUAUAGUUGGAUAUGUUGAUUUUAUUGGCAUAAUAUCAUGAUUCAGAAUUGCUUUGGCAUUUGGGUGGAAUAAACCUUUAAAAAUGAGUCAUUUUAGCAUUUGGGUGGAGUAAACCUUUAAUACCAUAGUUGGACAGGAAGUAUUGCUGUCAGCUGUCGCGGAGCGGUCCUGAGUCUGCUGCCUCCGGGUCUGCAGAGUUUUAGAGCAGGGCUGUGAAACCCUGCUGUGCUCAGUCCCUCGGGGCUUUUUUUCGACCAAAGCAUGUUACUAACAUUCCAUUUAUACACCAAGGAACCAUGUCAAGAAGCAGAAAUUAGCAUAAUUUGUCACCUUUACCAUUGAUGGAGGGGCCCUUAGGUGGCGGUAAUGCGCGUUAUACGCUUGUUCCCUACCAUCAUUACAAGCCAAGAAGAAAAAAAGGAGGAAGACAACAAACUUGACCGGUCAGCGGAGCUCUGCAACCGGGAGACGGUGCAUUUUUCUCCCCACGGUCACGGUCACUCUCAGCCCCCGCACCAGUGAAGGGCUUGAUAAACGUCAAUAACCAUGUCCAGAAGACGCUGCAUAUUUCGAUGCAAAACCAAAUUCCCCUUGAAUGGGCUCCCAAAGGAUGAAGAAGUUAAGAGUCAGUGGUUGCAGUUCAUAUUUAAGUCCAACACUAUUCCUCAGCAGUACAGCCCCAAGCUUGUACUGUGCUCCCAUCAUUUUACCGAGGACUGCUUCGAAAACCACGCACAGUUCAAAGCUGGGUACAGUAAACGGCUGAUCCUGAGAGAAGGAGCCGUUCCCACCGUGCUGGGCAGCGUCAAAUCUGCAGAGUCAGGACCACAACCCGUCACUGCCGGCAGCAGUUCUAAAAUCUUUCCUGCUGUCAGACAUGUUGCCUGCCAGACUGACCUACCAGAGAGAUUAUCUGUCGGCACACAGGUCUACAUGAAAACUUACUUCAGAAGUAAAGGUACCCAGGCGAGAGUGGCCAGCAGAGACUGCGGCAUGUGCACCCUCACCUUGCCCUUGGACAGUCCAUUAUUGUUCCUACAACCAACAAUCAUAAAGAGACCAUCCAAGAGACCUCAACUCAGCCUUACAGACAAGGAGGAAGGCCCCUCACAAUGCAAGUUGUCCAUGCUGGCUCAUCAACCAGAGAAUUCAACAUGAUUCUGAGGACUCUGUCACUGUCAUGGGUUAUCAGCAGUGUCUUAUUGUAACCUCUUCAAAGAGAGGUGUUGCAAAUUACCACAAACUUAACAGUAAUUGCCCUUUUAAAAGGGGAAGCUGUGUAUGGUCUUACUGGCUGAGGUUCAACAGUUUUCAGUUCCUCUUCUACAAGUUAGUCUACAACGUUGUCUCUCUGGAUGGGAUGUAAUACACUUAGUAUACUUAAUACACAAUACAGUUAGACUGAAACUGUUUGGAUCUGUUAAUCUCAUCCAAAACAUUAAAAGCUGGAAACAGAAAGAUAUCCAUUUUCAUCAUCAAAAAAUAAUCAAAAUGAUGGCAUCAGCUUUGGCUUGGUGAAGUUUCUCGCCAUUACUGCAAAACACUGGGUGUUAAUUCAACUAAUCAACUAGUGGAAAAAGGUAAAGAAGCCAGAGUAGACUAGAAACUAGACUAGACUAGAAACCCACGCAGACCACGAGAGAACUCAAGCAGAGAGGUCCAAACCAGCCAGCUGGAUGGAAUCCAGAAACUUCUAGCUGUGAGGCAACAGCACUAACAUCUGCAUCACCAUUACUGCUCUUGGUUCAGUAGAUGUGUUGUAAUAAAGUUGUAUUAUAAUGAUUA